CCACAGGAAAGCGUAACCCCAAUUGCUUCAUAUCAACCAUAUUCGCUCUCCUCUCCGUCGAUCUCUCAUGUCGAUUAUCGUCGUCGUGUGAUCAAAGCUCGUCAAUGGAAGCUAAACUUCAGUACCCUAAGAUUGAACUCGACGAUUACGAGCCCAGGAUUUUCUCUCGGACGGUUUCUGGAGGUAUUGAUGAAUGCAAGCAAGAGAAUAAGUUAGUGGCCUCCGAAAAUUUCAUAAACCAAGAAGAGGCACAACUGAGUGAUGACGAAACCCAAACACAUAAAGACACUGCAGCGACUGAUGAUGUGCAAAAUGAUUUAAGAGCUGACCACCAUGGCAUUGGUAAGUAUUUUUCUUAUGACUUACCAGUUACUGAAGAAACUGGGGUUUGGAUACCUGUUUCUAUUCCACCAAUGUCAGAAAGCACACGUGAAGAAUGGAACAGGGGUUUCUGCUUGGGUGUCAACUACUUUCCCGAGAGUGACAUGGACUGGAAUCAAUUUGUUGAAGAAGACAGAGAGAUGACUAUGUGGGAUGUGGUCCUUGAUAUGCUACUUGUUGCCCGUGGGAAAGUGACUGCUCUUACUUCAAGUGAUAUACACGAACGUGCAGUUUCCUGGAUAUCUGGUCAUCUUAUUGAGCAAGCUUGGAAAGAGAUGGCUCAAACUCUCACAGAUGCUAAUUUUGGUAACAUGAAGGAAAUCCUCGAAGCAGAGCCACCAAAAUGGUUGCCUGAUAGUGCUGCCUCUGCUUGCAUGCUUUGUAAUGUGCGUUUCCAUCCAAUCAUCUGCUCUAGGCACCACUGCCGGUUCUGUGGAGGGAUUUUUUGCAAUCAGUGCUCCAAGGGAAGAAGCUUGUUGCCUGCUAAGUUCCGCAUUGGGAACCCACAACGAGUUUGUGAUGUGUGUUGUGUCCGACUUGAGUCUGUUCAGUCAUACUUGAUGGACCAAGUAAGUCGUGCUGCACAGUUGCCAACUCAUGAUCUGACUGACCUCAGUACAUUGAGAUCAUGGCUUAAUUUUCCAUGGGGUCAAUCAAUGGAAUAUGAAAUUUAUAAGGCUGCAAACACCAUUCGGGGUUAUAAUAAGGUUGGGUCUCUGACACCUGAAAAGUCCAUACCAGAUGCUAUCUUAAAACAAGCGAAAGGCCUUGCAAUUCUUACUGUUGCAAAGGUUGGUGUAGUGGUGACUUACAACAUUGGAACAGGGCUGGUUGUUGCUCGUAGAGAAGAUGGAUCUUGGUCCCCACCAUCUGCAAUCUCUUCCUUUGGCAUUGGUUGGGGUGCUCAGGCUGGAGGAGAGCUGACAGACUUCAUUAUUGUGUUAAGGACAAGUAAAGCUGUCCAGACAUUUAGUGGAAAUAUGCAUUGUUCAGUUGGAGCAGGUUUAAGUGCUGCUCUUGGCAUUGUCGGAAGAGCUGCUGAAGCAGAUGUUCGCGCCGGUGAUGGUGGUUAUGCUGCUUGCUACACAUACAGUUGCAGUAAAGGUGCAUUUGUGGGGUGCUCACUUGAGGGUAGCAUUGUUACCAGUCGGAGCCAAGAAAACUGCAGAUUCUAUGGCAAUCCAUCCAUCAAGGCACAUGAUAUUAUUCUGGGAAGCAUACCUCGGCCUCCUGCAGCUGCCCUUCUCUACCAUGCACUAUCAGAUUUGUAUCAGAAACUUGAAAGGUGAUUUGGCCUUAUGUUCCCAAAAGGAGGUUUGAACCAUUUCGCAAAGGGCAGAUUCAUUGCCCAACUUUUCCAUUGGGUCCCAAAUAUUCUUUGUCCAUAGACUCCUCACGAAAGCAAAUUCAUCAAUGCCCAAGUGGUUUGUACAGCACAAAAUCUCUUAUUAUCCAUUUCAAUUUGUAAGUGAUUGACACUUUUAAACGGUGUAUAUAAUAAAGUCAAAUGCCCUGAAAAAAUUCAUAUUCA
Molecule: messenger RNA, 1912 nt
Organism: Diospyros lotus (date-plum)
Lineage: Eukaryota; Viridiplantae; Streptophyta; Magnoliopsida; Ericales; Ebenaceae
Exons: 5
Coding region: 105-1670 (521 amino acids)
Molecular function (GO): metal ion binding; phosphatidylinositol binding
Source: RefSeq, a predicted model, not a curated record